CUGACAUUGUAAAAUGUGUCGCCUUAGCUGUGUUGCCGCGAACGAGCCUCCCGCGCGAGCGCCCUCUCCCCGCCUCCUCCAAAUCACGUCAUCGUGUUUACGCGGAUGUCGUCGCCGGUCCGAAAAGCGGCUCCCAAGGAGAAGCUCCCUGUUGCCAGUGUGGAUGAGGAGGAUUUCACACUGGUAUCAAAAAAGAAGAAGGCGCGCACGGCGCCUCGUAAGACUCAGUGUGGUACCGCCGAACCGGCUAAUUCUGGCUUGCGGAUUGCUACACCGAGUAAGGCGCUGUACGUAUCGCGCUUGCAUUACACCGCCACGGCUCCUGAAGUGGUGGAGUAUGUACACCAGAAGACCGGUUACACGCUGAGGGUGUUCCAGCUUCGAUCGCGCCACUACGUGCACUUCAACUCUUUUGUGGUGCGCGUGCCGCGACCGCUGCAGGGGACCAUCGAGUGCGCCGACUUCUGGCCGAAGGGUGUCGUGUUUCGGAGGUUCCGGGGCAAACUGCCGAAUCCGACACAGGAGCAGCCGAUGCAACGGAGCCACGCCGUUUUAUCGACUAAAUAACUAGUGUUUAGUUUUAAGUCUAUAAAAUACAUAUGUAUGUU
This is a messenger RNA of Cydia amplana, 608 nucleotides long. RefSeq lists its product as uncharacterized. The transcript is spliced from 2 exons. The coding region runs from base 106 to 567 and encodes 153 amino acids. The record is from RefSeq and is a predicted model, not a curated record. Lineage: Eukaryota; Metazoa; Arthropoda; Insecta; Lepidoptera; Tortricidae.